Molecule: messenger RNA, 701 nt
Organism: Diceros bicornis minor
Lineage: Eukaryota; Metazoa; Chordata; Mammalia; Perissodactyla; Rhinocerotidae
Gene: FABP1
Product: fatty acid binding protein 1
Exons: 5
Coding region: 254-634 (126 amino acids)
Biological process (GO): fatty acid transport
Cellular component (GO): cytosol; nucleus
Molecular function (GO): fatty acid binding
Source: RefSeq, a predicted model, not a curated record
CAGGCUCACACCUCGGGUAGAGCGAAGAGCUGGGCCCAAACCCAAGUCCUUCCCCUCUGCAGCCCAGCCUGUAGCAGAAGGACGGGCUCACAGGGCUUCUCCUGAAACACUCAGGAAACAGGCUGGCUGGUACUGCAGACCCUUGGGAUCAGAUCCAAGUGCAAAGGGAAGGAGCCCCCUAUAAAUCAGCCCACACCAGGCAGCCCGGCUGGCAGAGCUACAGAUCAGCUGUGGAAGGAGCCUCGUCGCCACCAUGAACUUCUCCGGCAAGUACCGACGGCAGAGCCAGGAAAACUUUGAGGCCUUCAUGAAGGCAAUUGGUGUGCCAGAUGAGCUCAUCCAGAAGUGGAAGAACACUGAGUCGGUGACGGAAAUCGUGCAAAACGGGAAGCACUUCAAGUUCAUCAUCACUGCAGGGCCCAAAGUGUUGCAAAAUGAGUUCACCUUGGGGGAGGAGUUUGAGCUGGAGACCUUGACUGGGGAGAAGGUCAAGGCAGCGGCUCAGUUGGAAGGUGAUAAACUGGUGACAACGUUCAAAGGCAUCAAGUCCGUGAUUGAACUCAAUGGUGACAUACUCACCACUACUAUGACAUUGGGUGACACUGUCUUCAAGAGCACCAGCAAGAGAAUUUAGACAAGCCUGCAUUCCAUAUUCUUUUACAGUGCAAAACGAAUGUAAUAAAGUGAACUUUAUUUUAAAA